Molecule: messenger RNA, 1937 nt
Organism: Fukomys damarensis (Damara mole-rat)
Lineage: Eukaryota; Metazoa; Chordata; Mammalia; Rodentia; Bathyergidae
Gene: Ogfod1
Product: 2-oxoglutarate and iron dependent oxygenase domain containing 1
Exons: 13
Coding region: 195-1829 (544 amino acids)
Biological process (GO): regulation of translational termination; peptidyl-proline hydroxylation
Cellular component (GO): cytoplasm
Molecular function (GO): L-ascorbic acid binding; iron ion binding; peptidyl-proline dioxygenase activity
Source: RefSeq, a predicted model, not a curated record
CCAAUCGUUGGUAGGAUAGCCCUCAGUAUCUGGAGCUCCCAUUGGUAAAUCAGGUACAGGUUCCGCCUUGUCAUAUUAUGGCACUUUCUAUUGGGUAGCAUUAGUGAACACGAGAAAGGCGGCAUUCUGGGAAUGGUAGUUUCGGGCGGCAAGUGGCGUCUUCAUUCGUGGGGCUUGGUUCUAUACCUUGCAAGAUGAAUGGGAAGCGACCCGCGGAGCCUGGCCCGGCCCGAGUGAGCAAGAGGGGAAAGAAGGAGGUGAUGGCGGAGUUUUCGGACGCUGUCACAGAGAAAACCUUGAAAAAGCAGGUGGCCGAAGCCUGGAUUAAUAGGACGCCAUUCAGUCAUGAAGCCAUUGUCAUGGACAUGGACCCCUUUCUUCACUGUGUGAUCCCAGACUUCAUCCAAAGCCAAGACUUCUUGGAAGGACUUCACAGGGAGCUUUUGAACUUGGACUACCAUGAAAAGUAUAAUGAUUUAUAUAAGUUCCAGCAGUCUGAUGAUUUGAAGAAGAGAAAAGAGCCUCAUAUCACAGCUUUACGGAAACUUCUGUUUGAAAAUUUCCGGGCCUGGCUUUCUGACAUUUCUAACAUAGACCUGGAACCAACCAUUGAUAUGUCCUGUGCUAAGUAUGAAUUCACUGAUGCCCUGCUCUGCCAUGAUGAUGAGCUGGAAGGGCGCCGGAUCGCUUUCAUUCUGUACCUGGUUCCUCCCUGGGACAGGAGCUUGGGGGGCACACUGGACCUGUACAACACUGAUGAACACUUUCAGCCGAAGCAGAUUGUCAAGUCUCUUGUCCCUUCAUGGAACAAACUGGUUUUCUUUGAAGUGUCUCCAGUAUCCUUUCACCAGGUGUCUGAAGUCCUUUCUGAAGAAAAGUCACGUAUAUCUAUCAGUGGCUGGUUUCAUGGUCCUUCGCUGACCAGGCCGACCACCUACAUUGAGCCCCUCAUACCCCGGAACCCUCACAUCCCGCAAGAUCAUGAAAUUUUGUAUGAGUGGAUCAACGCUUCUUAUCUGGACAUGGAAUAUCAAGCUCAAAUUCAAGAAGAGUUUGAAGAAAGGUCUGAAAUUCUCUUGAAGGAAUUUCUUAAGCCUGAGAAGUUUGCAAAGGUCUGUGAGGCAUUGGAGAAAGGAGAUGUGGAAUGGAACAGCCGUGGUCCCCCUAACAAAAGGUUUUACGAGAAAGCUGAAGAGAGUCAGCUCCCUGAUACACUGAAGAACUGCAUGGAGUUGUUUCGCUCGGAGGCAUUGUUCUUGCUGCUUUCCAACUUCACAGGCCUGAAGCUUCAUUUCUUGGCCCCUUCAGAAGAAGAUGAAAUCAAGGACAAGACAGAAGGAGAAGCAGCCUGUGGGACUGCUGGUAGCACUGAAGAGGGGACUAGCCAUAGCUCCUCAGAGAAUAAUCAGGCAGCCAUCAUUGACAACAGCCAACAGAGCAGUGAACAGAUAGACUCAGCGCCAGGGAAAGAAGCAGCAAAGAAAAAGUCGAGUGUUCCCACCUGCCAGGGGGAACUGAGGCGUUGGAGGACUGGUCACUACACUUUAAUCCAUGACAACAGCCAGACUGAAUUUGCCCUGGACUUAGUUCUUUACUGUGGCUGUGAAGGUUGGGAGCCAGAGUAUGGUGGCUUUACUUCCUAUAUUGCCAAAGGUGAAGAUGAAGAGCUGCUAAUAGUGAAUCCAGAAAACAAUUCUUUGGCAUUGGUCUACAGAGAUAGAGAGACUCUGAAGUUUGUCAAGCAUAUUAACCAUCGAAGCCUAGAACAAAAGAAAACUUUCCCAAAUAGAACUGGCUUCUGGGACUUUUCAUUCAUCUAUUAUGAAUAAGAGGACUGGGCAAAGGUGAACAAAAGAAGAGACCCCCUCAGUCAGUAAGAGGGGGUCUGGAAGAUCAAGGCAUAGAGAGCAGGAGAGCUGUGUGGCAGGCUCUCCAAC